This is a messenger RNA of Condylura cristata (star-nosed mole), 3285 nucleotides long. RefSeq names its product nerve growth factor receptor (gene NGFR). Gene Ontology annotation, biological process: Rho protein signal transduction. The transcript has 6 exons. Gene Ontology annotation, molecular function: death receptor activity; nerve growth factor binding; coreceptor activity. The record is from RefSeq and is a predicted model, not a curated record. Gene Ontology annotation, cellular component: plasma membrane; cell surface. Bases 118 to 1401 code for a protein of 427 amino acids. Lineage: Eukaryota; Metazoa; Chordata; Mammalia; Eulipotyphla; Talpidae.
GCGAGCGGAGCGGCGGCCAGCUCUGGGGGGCGCGCGCUGGAGCUCAGCGCCGCGCAGCCCUGUCGGUCCGCGGAGCGGACAGAGCUGGAAGCCGAACGCAGCCGCGGGAGGCUGGAGAUGGGGGCAGGUGCCGCCGGCUGCGCCAUGGACGGGCCGCGCCUACUGCUGCUGCUACUCCUGGGGGUGUCCCUCGGAGGGGCCAAGGAGGCAUGCCCCACAGGCCUGUACACCCACAGUGGCGAGUGCUGCAAAGCCUGCAACCUGGGCGAGGGUGUGGCCCAGCCUUGCGGAGCCAACCAGACUGUGUGUGAGCCCUGCCUGGACAGUGUGACCUUCUCGGACGUGGUGAGCGCCACCGAGCCGUGCAAGCCGUGCACCGAGUGCGUGGGUCUGCAGAGCAUGUCCGCGCCCUGCGUGGAGGCCGACGACGCCGUGUGCCGCUGUGCCUACGGCUACUACCAGGACGAGGCGACCGGCCGCUGCGAGGCGUGCCGCGUAUGCGAGGCUGGCUCGGGCCUCGUGUUCUCGUGCCAGGACAAGCAGAACACCGUGUGCGAGGAGUGUCCCGACGGCACCUACUCCGACGAAGCCAACCACGUGGACCCGUGCCUGCCCUGCACCGUGUGCGAGGACACCGAGCGCCAGCUGCGCGAGUGCUCACGCUGGGCCGACGCCGAGUGCGAGGAGAUCCCUGGCCGUUGGAUUACGCGGUCCACACCCCCAGAAGGCUCAGACAGCACCGUCCCCAGCACUCAGGAGCCAGAGGUGCCUCCAGAGCAAGACCUCAUAGCCAGCACGGUGGCCAAUGUGGUGACCACAGUGAUGGGCAGCUCGCAGCCCGUGGUGACCCGUGGCACCACCGACAACCUCAUCCCUGUGUAUUGCUCCAUCCUGGCCGCUGUGGUGGUGGGGCUUGUGGCCUACAUUGCCUUCAAGAGGUGGAGCAGCUGCAAGCAGAACAAGCAGGGGGCCAACACCCGGCCUGUGAACCAGACGCCUCCCCCUGAGGGAGAAAAGCUCCACAGCGACAGCGGCAUCUCGGUGGACAGCCAGAGCCUGCAUGACCAGCAGCCUCACACGCAGACGGCCGCAGGCCAGGCCCUCAAGGGUGAUGGAGGCCUCUACAGCAGCCUGCCCCCAGCCAAGCGAGAGGAGGUGGAGAAGCUGCUCACUGGCUCUGCGGGGGACACCUGGAGGCACCUGGCAGGCGAGCUGGGCUACCAGCCUGAGCACAUAGACUCCUUCACCCACGAGGCCUGCCCCGCCCGCGCCCUGCUCGCCAGCUGGGCUGCCCAGGACAGCGCCACCCUGGACACCCUCCUGGCUGCGCUGCGCCGUAUCCAGAGAGCUGACAUUGUCGAGAGCCUGUGCAGCGAGUCCACAGCCACGUCCCCAGUGUGAGCCUGCCCCAGCCCUGCCCUGCCCCCACAUUCCAGACUGAUGCUCCAGCCAGCCCCCUCGGGGAGGGCUGUGAGAGCUGAGCGCCAUGGGCAGGGACUCAGGCCCCGGGCCCCCAACCACAGCCCUGCACCGCUCUGCCCUGAGGCUCCUUCUGGCCACGCUCCCUCCAGCGCCAGAAGUGCCCCUGCUGCCCUGCCCCCUCCCUCACCCCUCACUCUGGGCCUUCCCUCCCUUCUCACAUUUCUAGGUGGGCCAGCCCUGCCCACCUUGGCAGGUGUCCUAGAUGGGGGGGGCAGACACCAGGGGUGGUGUUAGGGGCCGUAACAAGGCCCAGAGGCUCAGAGGGAGAGACUGAGGACCCAGAGCCAGGGACUCUACACUGUGAACUUGGGGAGCGAGGGCUCAUCCGAGUGGCCCAAACCCUCCCUCCGCCCUCUCACCCUUUUACUUUGGCCUAAAAUGAAGAGGAUCAGAGGCUUGACUGUCCGGAUGAGAGUUUUGAGACCUAGUGCACCCUCCUCCCCCGUUUUACAUAUAGGACAGUGAGGCCCAGAGAGAUGUAGUGACUUGCCCAAAGCUGCCCAGAAAUGGGGAGGCCAAGUGUGGGCCGGUCCCCUCCUCUCUGAGUGACGGACACAGGCCUCAGGUUUGCUUGAGGGUUGGGAGACCGGCCAGGCGACCCUCUGGAAAAUAUCUCAAAGCCAAACCCAGUGUGCCGGCGCCAUCUCCAGGCCUGGCCAGCCCCUGUGGAGAUGAGAUGAGAUGUGACUCACGUCAGGUUUGGGGCUCACGGGAGGGGUGCUACUUCGCUCUGCCUGUCCCCCGUAGGCCUUUCAUUGUGUCAUCCAUGGGGUGGCCCAGGCUGUCGGUGGCCUCUGUUCUGGCACAGACCUGGAGCCAUCACCGGCAGCACCUCCUCCUGGCGCCAGUUCUGGGGGCCGGGGACGAAGGACCCCCAGCCUGCUGCAUGUAGUAGACAGACACAGAAGAUGAGAACGCCUGUGUUCUCCACGAGUUCCUUCCCAGGCUGCGACCGGAUCCUGCUCAGCGCGGCUGCCAGAGAAACAUCCAAGAGAACUGAGCCCUCGCCCCCGGCCUUGGCCGGCCAGGACGCUGAGCUGGCGUCUGCCUUCUAAGGGCCUGCACAUGGAGGAAUCUGCUGCCCCCCCUCCCCUGCAAGCCCAGGUUGGCUGGCCCUGAAGGUUCCUGUGAAGAAGAGUGGACCCCUGCGGGAGGCAGCAAGAAGGACCGGAGUGAGGUGGUGGCCCCAGAGGGUCUCUCUCGAGCCCGCUCUUGAGCUUCCAGGACCCUACAAAGGACUGUUUUCCCCCUUGCUUGGUGCCAGGAGGGGCCCUGAGGUCUCAGGAGUCUCUCCCUGGCUGUUCUGUAUUGCUUGAUGUUGGAAUGAGUGUGGUCCCCCCUUUAUUUAGCAUGAUUGAGCCCCGGCAGGGUGUGCAGGACUGCUACCCCUGUGCCAGUCUGCCCAGGGCUCUCCCAACCCUGUCCAAGGGGCUGCAUUGUAUGUAGAUGGCAUUUCUGUGACCUCGAGCUGUGAUGGGAGGAGGAAACUCACCUGCUGGCCCCUCACCUGCGCUCCUGGGGAGCGGGACUGGGUCUGAGUGUAUUUAUUCUCCUCCCCAGCAGCUGGGGAAGGGGGUGGGGGUUGCAAGUAUGGCUUAGCAUGUGUUUGGUUCUGGGGCCCCUCCUGCCUACUUUUGGGCUGAGAUGGAACCCUUUUGGCUCCCAGCUGGGGGCUGGGAGCGCCAGACUCCCCGUUAUCCUCCCUGUCACCUGCCCCUUGCAUUCUGUGUAAUCAUUUCUAGGGCCCUCCUGAACUUACACAUAAAACAUAAAUGAAGAACAUUAAAUAGCAAAGAAAGCAAA